AUGGCAGAAAAGGAGGUCGUGGUGCUGGAAAGGCAAGCAUCCGACAAUGCCUGGGGUGCGUGGACCCCGGAUAUUGUAGUUGGGAUCGAUUUCGGAAUGACUUAUACUGGGGUUGCGUAUUCCUGUGCGCCAGAAUGGCUUCCCCCAAAAACCAUUCAACGUUGGCCCGGCAAAUUGCCAGGCGAGCUUUCCAACAAAGUUCCUACGUGUAUUGAGUAUGAUCAACAGUCAGGCUUGAUCAAGAAUUGGGGCUUCAAGUGUGACCAAGAAGAUGCAAAUGCUGAUAUUAAGGAAUUUUUUAAAUUGCAUCUUGCACCUCAUUAUCACGAUGACUUGCCGGGGAGUCCGAGUCGACAGGACGCUCAGCGUUGGUUUCAAGAUUACAUUCAGUGCAUCUACCUGCACGUGAUCUCUCAUUUUAACGCAACAAUUCCUCAUUUUAGCUCGAGCAAGGUUGAGUUCCUUUUCAGUGUGCCAACUACAUGGAGGGAUGUACGCAUGGUGGAAGAAACACGCCGGCUUCUCCAGCGCGCAAUAAAUUCGAAAACACCAAAUCAUCACGUUUCUGUUGGUCUAACUGAGGCAGAGGCUGCGGCAGUUUAUGCAGGAAAUGAACAUUACCAGCUGGAUGAUACCAUUCUUAUCUGUGAUGCAGGCGGGGGAACAACUGAUGUCAAUGUACUGAAGCUCAUUUCUUCGCGAGGAGAACCGACUAGGCUCGAGCAGUUGGGCCAUGUGGAAGGCCAGCCUAUUGGGUCGGUAUUCAUCGAUAGAAAGAUGCAUCGACUCAUCUGCCAUCGCCUUGAAGGGAUCAGCGAGCAUCUUAGCAUUCAACCAAGUGAGGCCGCGUGGAAAAUGACGUCAGGCCGAUUUCAGAGACUCAAGUGUACAUUUGGUACGGAAUCUACAUUGACUCCGUGGUUGAAGCUUGAUGUACCAUGCUUGAAGUCUGAUUUGGACUUCUCUGAAGCCUCGAUAUUCGAGGGACAAAUGCUCAUUGCAUGGGAUGACCUCAAGAUGUGUUUCGAUACCAAGAUUGAUGAAAUGGCAGUUCUUUUGGAUGAACAUAUCAGAAAUCUGUUGACUAAAUACCCCGAUGACCACAUUAAAUAUGCCGUCCUUUCUGGCGGAUUUGGCAGUUCUCCAUAUGUGAGACAAUGUCUUGUGGAUAGGUAUAGCAACACAAGCAGUCUGAAUCAUCCAAACGCGGUGGGAAUGCAAGUUUUGGUCGCAGAUGAGCCGUAUGUCAAUGCAAUAUUUAGAGAUCGACAGCAUUUUGUGAGAAGGCUGACGCAUAUGAACCGACAAAGGCAGCUCGUUGUUGUUCACGGUUUAGUUCUUGAUCGUAUACAACAAAUCAAACGAGGAAUAGUCACGUUUGGAUCUCGAUGCUCUCCAAUGAGCUAUGGUAUUAUAUGUGACAAGAUAUAUAAUCCAGAAAAGCAUGUCGGGGAGCGUGUCCGGCUUGAUCCUCGAGACAGGAAAACUUAUGUUAUCGAUCAAAUCGACUGGCUUGUCAUCCGGGGUGCUCCCAUUCCAUGUACCGGAAUAAACAAGCCAUUUCAAUUGAAAACAAACCUGGGACGUGAAGCCGAGCCGUGGAGAGUUAGCAUUGUCAUGUCCCAUUUACCCCUCGACAGGUUACCACACAAUAUGUGCCAAAAUGGUGUGCAGCGAGUUUGUGACCUUGAUAUUUCCACCGAAAAUGUCUCCAGGAAGCUGAAGAAUCGACAUUGGUAUAACAUGGGACCGUCAUUUUGGCGAACAACAUUUGAUGUCAAAGUAGUGGUCGGGCCCGCCGACCUCUCAUUUCAACUAUGGUCAAAGGACAAGAGAAUACGGAGUAGCUCGCAUGAGCCCAUUGCUGUGAAAUGGAUGCCGGCUGGGGAAUAUUGA
Penicillium soppii is the source of this 1896-nucleotide messenger RNA. RefSeq names its product Hsp70 family protein. The transcript has 8 exons. Lineage: Eukaryota; Fungi; Ascomycota; Eurotiomycetes; Eurotiales; Aspergillaceae. Bases 1 to 1896 code for a protein of 631 amino acids. The record is from RefSeq and is a predicted model, not a curated record.